AGAAAUUCGAAUCUGUACUCGAAUGUGAAGACUCUGUAAAGAUUGAUAAACCCAAGCAGAUAAAAAGCGUAUCUGAUUACGGGGCAACCUAUGAGCUAACCGUUCCAAAGGACACCAAAUCCGGAACCGUAUUUACUUGUAAAAGAUAUAUUGAUGACAGUUAUAAUAAAUUCGCUACAUUCAAUUUC
Molecule: messenger RNA, 188 nt
Organism: Racocetra persica
Lineage: Eukaryota; Fungi; Glomeromycota; Glomeromycetes; Diversisporales; Gigasporaceae
Source: the annotation of a GenBank genome assembly